UGGUGGAAGAAGCUUUUUACUUUGCCUGCUGGUUAUUUGAUGAAGAAGGCUGUUGGUGGCAGUAUAUAUAUUAGAGUGAUUUCGGCUAGUAAACUUUCAAGGAGUUGCUUCAAGGGGGUGGGGGGGGAUCUAGGAGGCCUCAAAAUGGUACAACCAAUUUCUCGGUGGACUGUUUUGAUGACAAGGACCUACAAACAUUUGUCGAGGUAGAAGUUGGGGACUUAAUCAGGAGAACAGAUGUCAGACUUGGAUCAACCCCUCAAUGGAAUGCACCAUUUAAUAUGGUUUUACAUGUUGGAAACCUUCGUUUCAAUCUUUAUGAGCCUCAUCCCAACAAUAUCAAGUGUGACUACCUAGCAAGUUAUGAAAACAAGACUGGAAUAAUUUCCCCAAGUAAACUGAGGAUGAAGCUUAUAGGUCACAGAAAGAAGGAUGGAUCCAACAUUAACUCAUCCAGAACUUUUCCUUCCAGAAUUGAUAAUGCUGAAUUUGUCAACAGUUUACUACCCUCUAACAAUGGCAACCCUGACGAUGAAAGUCUGCAUUUCAUUUCUUUCUAUUUCUUGUGUGUAUAUGAUGAAUGGCAAUGACUUCAUUAAUUCCUUAAUUCCAGUUACAUUUCCCAGCUUAGAAGUUCCCUCGUUAAAGACUCAGUAUGAACCAAAGGGAAACGGUGACACCGGCCUUACCAAGAUACAGCAUCUUCAAAAGGCUGAUGGUGGAAGUUCAAGCACUAUUCACCCGGUGAGAACAAUAGAAGAGGAGAAUCUUGAUUAUGACAGUAAUGCUAGCUCAUCCAGCUUGAUUUUUAAUAGUCCCUCCUAGAAAAAUGCUCUUUAGGCCAGAUUUUGAGAUGGAUAAUUGAUUUAGAAUAUGUUUAAUUUAGUGGGUAUGUUUAAUUUAGUGUGAGAUGUAUAAAUAUUCAAAAUUAUGUUCAUUCUAAUGCUUUCGGUUCAUUAUAAAUAUAUUUUUUGUUGAAAGAU
This is a messenger RNA of Arachis ipaensis, 983 nucleotides long. The record is from RefSeq and is a predicted model, not a curated record. NCBI's taxonomy places the organism in Eukaryota, Viridiplantae, Streptophyta, Magnoliopsida, Fabales, Fabaceae.